Erigeron canadensis is the source of this 1775-nucleotide messenger RNA. Its product is annotated as glycosyltransferase BC10-like. Gene Ontology annotation, cellular component: membrane. Bases 443 to 1621 code for a protein of 392 amino acids. The transcript has 12 exons. NCBI's taxonomy places the organism in Eukaryota, Viridiplantae, Streptophyta, Magnoliopsida, Asterales, Asteraceae. The record is from RefSeq and is a predicted model, not a curated record. Gene Ontology annotation, molecular function: glycosyltransferase activity.
AAAGGCUGACGUCUAACUCUUCUAUUUGUCCUAGAAUCCCACGCCUUAAACACACACACACAAACACACACACAGAUCACUUGUUCUUCACUUGAAUAGUCAACUGUCCUGCCGUUGACCACCAUCUUCAUAACCGCCGUCUUUUUUAUGUCACUAAUUCCAAAUAUGUUCUGAUAGUGUUUGGUGAGGUGCCUGUUGGUGCAAAGGUAUCACUGGGUCUACAAGAAAGGUGUAUGCCUUCCAAACCAAGGUAAUGCUAUGUGAUUGCACAAUGUCAAGAUCAUGUUUCAGUAGUUUGAUUCUUUGUAUCAUGUCUUCAGGUGCAGGCUAGGAGAAGAAGCUAGUAAUCUGUAAUCUGAACAAAAAUACCUUUUAGGUUUAAUGGUUUUGUAUUGCAAGGUCUAGAUAAAAUCAGAUAUUGUAUGUUGUCACUUCGUGUUAUAUGAAGACGACUAGAUCGUGGCGUGUGGGCAUAAAAGACUUUUUAAUGAUGCCUGGUACUCGACAACGACCACAGUUCAAAGGGCCAAAUUGGGUCAUUAUAUUAUUGUGCUUAGUCAGUAUUUUCUUUAUUGGAGUCUAUAUAUAUGCACCUAGGAACUCUGCGGCAUGUUAUAUCUUUUUGUCCAGUAGCUGUUCUGAGUACGAAAACACUCCAACAGUUCCUUCCAGAGAAUUAACCGAUGAAGAGACUGCAGCCCAGGUGGUUACCAGGGAAAUUUUGAAGUCACCUUCUGUUAUCUCAAGAAAUCCGAAAGUUGCUUUCAUGUUCUUGACUCCUGGUCCAUUGCCUUUUGAAAUGCUCUGGGACAAGUUCUUUCAAGGCCAUGAUGGUAGAUUCACUGUUUAUGUGCAUGCGUCAAGAGAGCAACUGGGCCAUGUUAGUCCGCACUUCAUUGGCCGCAAUAUACGAAGUGAAAAGGUUGAUUGGGGGAAAAUAUCCAUGGUUGAUGCUGAGAAGAGACUAUUGAUGAAUGCACUUCAAGACGAAAACAAUCAACAUUUUGUUUUGCUAUCUGAUAGCUGUGUACCAUUGCAUCACUUUGAUUAUGUGUAUAACUACCUAAUCUUCACGAAUAUCAGCUUCAUCGACAGCUAUGAUGAUCCAGGUCCACAUGGAGCAGGUGGGAGAUAUUCAGAACAUAUGUUGCCUGAAAUUGAAUUUAAGGAUUUUCGUAAAGGCUCACAGUGGUUCACAAUGACUCGGCGACAUGCUUUAUUAAUUAUGGCCGAUAGCCUUUACUACAGGAAAUUUCGGCUUUUCUGCAGACCAGCUUUUGAGGGACGUAAUUGCUAUGCUGAUGAACAUUAUUUCCCCACACUUUUUAAGAUGGUUGAUCCUGGUGGAAUUGCAAACUGGUCUGUAACAUAUGUAGAUUGGUCUGAAAGGAAGUGGCAUCCUAGGUCAUAUAAACCUCAAGAUAUUACUUCGAAGCUUCUUAGAAACAUUACGAGUUUUGAUACUUGCCUGCAUUUCACAAGUGAUGAAAAGAAGACCGUGUUGACAACGCCGUGCAUCUGGAAUGGAAUGAGACGGCCUUGCUUCUUAUUUGCAAGAAAGUUCUUUCCCGAAACAUUGGAUAAUUUGAUGCAACUUUUCUCAAAUUCUACACCAGUCUGAAAAUAAAUUGGACAGUGUUAUUUGUGGAUCAAUUCACAACAGAAUCUGAUCCCCUUUCCCCAUUAAACUCUGUAUACCAACUUGUAAUUCCUAUCUGAAUAUGUGCUUCAGAGUUGACGAUAUGAAGUUUUGAAAAUUUCCAUUUUUGAAUCUA